Schistocerca cancellata (South American locust) is the source of this 879-nucleotide messenger RNA. Its product is annotated as trypsin-2-like. The transcript is spliced from 2 exons. Gene Ontology annotation, molecular function: serine-type endopeptidase activity. The record is from RefSeq and is a predicted model, not a curated record. NCBI's taxonomy places the organism in Eukaryota, Metazoa, Arthropoda, Insecta, Orthoptera, Acrididae. The coding region runs from base 26 to 784 and encodes 252 amino acids. Gene Ontology annotation, biological process: proteolysis.
AAAUAGCUUAACUGUAGACACUAAUAUGUGGAAGAUCGUGGUGUGUGCAUUCGCAGUGGCGUCGGUCUGGCCAUGUGUGCAGAGCGCACCACGGAUAGUGAAUGGCACCAGUGUCGACAUCGAGGACUACCCCUGGAUGGCGUCCAUUCAGUUUGAGGACGGCCACAAGUGUGGCGGCGUUAUUAUCAGUGAGACUUGGGUGCUGACCUGUGCAGAGUGCGUACAGAAGUUCGAUCCCUCGUACUACUUCGUACGCGUUGGCACAUCCAUACGGGAUACUGGGGGCAUUCUCUACAACGUCACCAAAACCGCCCACAACAGCCACUACAGCUCCACCUCCAUGGACUACGACAUCGGAGCAGCGCAGAUACUGGGCACCUUCACCUUCAAUGAGAAAAUUCAGCAGCCCAUUCCGUUGACGACAGUGGAGCCUGAGGCCGGCACGCUGGUGUCCAUAACUGGCUGGGGCACGGUCUAUAGCGGCAGCUACCUGGCAGACCAGCUGCAGAUGGUGGAGCUCUACAUCGUGGACCGGGACGUCUGCAACGACGCUUACGACGGGCUGGGCAAGGUGAGCGUCCGCAAGAUCUGUGCAUGGUGGCCGGGCGGUGGCCGCGACCGCUGUGGCCCCGACUAUGGGGGCCCCAUGGUGUUGGAUGGCGUGCUGGUGGGGGUCAUCUCCUCCUGGGGCAACGGCUGCGCCCUUCCCGGCUGGCCCAGCGUCUACGCCAACAUCGCCAACGCCGACAUUAGGCAGUGGAUCAAUGACACCACCGGCGUCUAGAGCCUGCAGCUGCUGCUCUCUCUCUCUUUCGUCUUGGUUACACUAUUUCAGCUUGAGGCGAAUGUAAAUAAAAUAACGCAAAUCAAACAGUAAUA